CCCAGCCAGGGAGUCUCCAGAGGUGAGGCUGUUGUUUAAAACCUUGGAGCCAAGAGAGGGGACCACACAUUCCCGGGGAGCUCUCCGAGAGGGAUCUGGAGAAAGGCAGGGGAGCAUAGGACCUGGGGUGAGGUGUCCUCUCUGGGAACCUGCACUGGCCCACAAUGACAGCACUUUUACUCCUGUGGCUUGCCUUGCCUGGCCUCCUGCAUGCCCAACAAGACUGCUCCCGAGGGGCCUGUUAUCCACCUGUUGGGGACUUGCUCAUUGGAAGGACUCAGCUUCUUCGAGCCUCAUCGACCUGUGGAAUGACCAAGCCAGAGACCUACUGUACCCAGUAUGGAGAGUGGCAGAUGAAAUGCUGUAAGUGUGACUCCAGGCUGCCUCACAAUUACAACAGUCACCGAGUGGAGAAUGUCGCACCAUCUUCAGGCCCCAUGCGCUGGUGGCAGUCACAGAAUGAUGUGAACCCUGUCUCUCUGCAGCUGGACCUGGACAAGAGAAUGCAGCUUCAGGACAUCAUGAUGGACUUUAAGAGUCCUAUGCCAGCCGGCAUGUUGAUCGAGCGCUCUUCUGACUUUGGCAAGACCUGGAGGGUGUACCAGUACCUAGCUACAGACUGUGCCAGCACCUUUCCCCAGGUCCACCAGGGCCAGCCCAAGAACUGGCAGGAUGUCCGGUGCCAGCCCCUGCCCCAGAAGCCUAAUGGACGUCUAACUGGGGGGAAGAUCCAGCUUAAUCUUAUGGAUUUGGCGUCAGGUAUUCCUGCAUCCCAAAGUAGAAAGAUUCAAGAAUUAGGAGACAUCACAAACCUAAGAGUCAACUUCACCAAGCUGGCCCCUGUGCCUCGGAGGGGUGCCUAUCCACCCAGCGCCUACUUUGCAGUGUCACAGCUACGUCUACAUGGAAGUUGCUUCUGUCAUGGACAUGCCAACCGCUGUGCCCCCAGUCCUGGAGGCCCUACAGGCCGCACCACGGCUGUGCAGGUCCAGAAUGUCUGCAUCUGCCAGCACAACACGGCUGGCCCCAACUGUGAGCGCUGUGCCCCCUUCUACAACAAUCGGCCAUGGGGACCUGCAGAGGGCCAGGAUGCCCAUGAGUGCCAAAGGUGUGACUGCAACGGGCACUCAGAGACCUGCCACUUUGACCCAGCUGUGUUCGCUGCCAGCCAGGGGACACAUGGAGGUGUGUGUGACAACUGCCGAGACCACACCGAGGGCAAGAACUGUGAGCGCUGUCAGCUACACUAUUUCCGGAAUAGACGACCCGGCGCUCCCAUUCAGGAGACCUGUAUCCCCUGCGAGUGUGAUCCAGAUGGAGCAGUGCCAGGAGCUCCCUGUGACCCGUUGACCGGCCAGUGUGUGUGCAAGGAAUAUGUGCAAGGAGAGCGCUGUGACCUUUGCAAACCUGGCUUCACCGGACUAACCUUUGCCAACCCACAGGGCUGCCACCGCUGUGACUGCAGCAUCCUAGGCGCCCGACGAGAUAUGCCUUGUGAGGAGGAAAGUGGGCGCUGCUUGUGUCUUCCCAACGUGGUGGGCCCCAAAUGUGACCAGUGUGCCCCUUCCUACUGGAAGCUGGCCAGUGGCAGAGGCUGCGAGCCCUGUGCGUGUGACCCACGCAACUCCCUCAGCCCCCAGUGCAACCAGUUUACAGGGCAGUGUCCUUGUCGAGAAGGGUUUGGUGGCCUGACAUGCAGUUCUGCAGCCAUCCGCCAGUGUCCUGACAAGACCCAUGGAGAUGUAGCCUCUGGGUGCCGUGCAUGUGACUGCAACUUCGGAGGAACCAAGGGUCCUGGCUGUGACAAAGCCUCAGGCCGCUGCCUCUGCCGCCCUGGCGUGACGGGGCCCCGCUGUGACCAGUGCCAGAGAGGCUACUGCGACCGCUACCCAGUAUGUGUGGCUUGCCACUCUUGCUUCCAGACCUAUGACAUGGAUCUUCAGGAGCAGUCUCAGCGUCUCGGUGGUCUCCGUAAUACCACAGAAGGCCUGUGGACGGGGACAGGUCUGGAAGACCGUGGCCUAGCCUCUCGAUUGCUAGAUGCCAAGAGCAAGAUCGAACAGAUCAGACAGAUCCUGGGGGGCAGCUCUGUCACAGAGCAGGACGUGGCUCAGGUGGCAAAUGGCAUCUUGUCUAUCAGGCGGACUCUUCAGGGCCUGCAGUUGGACCUACCCUUAGAGGAGGAGAUGGAGUCCUUCUCUGGAGACCUGGGGAAUCUGGACAGAAGCUUCAAUCGCCUCCUCCUUAUAUACCAGAGCAAGAAGGAGCAAUUUGAGAAGCUAAGCAGUGCAGACCCUUCAGGAGCCUUCCGCAUGCUGACCACUGCUUAUGAGCAGUCCUCCCGGGCUGCGCAGCAGGUGUCUGACAGUUCCAGCCUGCUGAGCCAGCUGAGGGUCAAUCGAAGGGAGAUAGAAGGGCUGGAGAGUCAGGCUGGGGGAAGAGGAGCCGGAGGAGCCCAGCUCAUGGCCCUGCACCUGGAGAUGGCGUCUCUGCCUGACUUGACACCCACCAUCAACAAGCUUUGUGGCAGCUCUAGACAGGCAGCCUGCACCCCAGGAGCAUGCCCUGGAGAGCUGUGUCCCCACGACAAUGGCACAGCCUGUGGCUCUCACUGCAUGGGAACCCUGCCCAGAGCCAGAGGGGCCUUCCACAUGGCAGGGCAAGUGGCUGAUCAACUACGGGGCUUCAACUCCCAGCUCCAGCAGACCAGGCAGAUGAUUAGGGCAGCUGAGGAGGCCGCAUCAAAGGUCCAGUCAGAUGCCCAGCGCCUCGAGACCCAGGUGAGCACCAGCCGCUUGCAGAUGGAAGAAGAUGUCCAGCGCACACGGCUUCUCAUCCAGCAGGUCCGGGGCUUCCUCACAGACCCUGACACAGAUGCAGCCACCAUCCAAGAGGUCAGUGAAGCAGUGUUGGCGCUCUGGCUGCCCACUGACUCAGCCACAGUGCUGCGCAAGAUGAAAGAGAUCCAGGCCAUUGCUGCCAGGCUCCCCAAUGUGGACCUAGUGCUGUCCCGGACCAAGCAGGACAUCGCACGGGCCCGCAGGCUCCAGGCAGAGGCUGAGGAGGCCAGAAGCCGAGCCCAAGCUGUGGAAGGCCAGGUAGACGAUGUGGUUGGGAACCUUCGGCAGGGCACCGUGGCUCUGCAGGAAGCUCAGGACACUAUGCAGGGCACCGGCCGCUCCCUUCGACUCAUCCAGGAAAGGGUUGCUGAGGUCCAGCAGGUCCUGGUGCCAGCUGAAAGGCUGGUGAGAGGCAUGAAGGAGCAGCUGAGUGGAUUUUGGGCACGGAUGGAGAGGCUCCGCCACCAGGCCCAGGAGGAGCAGGCACAGGCAAUUCAGGCCCAGAAGCUUGCAGAGGGUGCCAACGAGCAGGCAUUGAGUGCCCAAGAGGGCUUUGAGAGACUCAAGCAAAAGUAUAAAGAGUUGAAGGACCGGCUGGGUCAGAGUCCCAUGCUGGGUGAGCAAGGCAGUCGAAUCCUGAGCAUCAAGACAGAGGCAGAGGAGCUGUUUGGGGAGACCAUGGAAAUGAUGGACAAAAUGAAAGACAUGGAGUCAGAGCUGCUUCGUGGGAGUCAGGCCAUCAUGCUGCGCUCAGCAGACCUGUCAGGGCUGGAGAAGCACGUGGAGCAGAUCCGUGGUUACAUCAAUGGGCGUGUGCUCUACUAUGCCACCUGCAAGUGACCUUAAGCCCCAACCUCAUGCACAUUCCCCUCUGCCUUGGAAGGGCACACUGGCAGGGGUGGGGGUAGGGGGGGAGUGCCCUAGGACACUCCGAUACCAUUGGCAGCGCCAUCUGGUCACUCUGGGUGUGCCGCUGCUAGGUAUCUGACUGCCACUGAGCCUGUUUUUGCAUGACCACAUUGAAGGGAAUGAUGUGUGUGGGGGGAUGGGCUAUCACAGCUGGAGGUCCCCCAGCUCAGGAAGCUGGGCUGCACAGUAUCUGCCCCCCCAACACCUUCUUUUGCCCUCCACUGCGAUGGAGUCUGGGAUCAACACAAAAACUAGACGGAGUGAUGUACAAACACAAAGCCCAAUUAAAAAACAAAACCUUUGCGCAGGAGCCUGGAAGCUCUAGAAGAAAACGACCUGACUCUGCACUAAGUACCCUUCAUCACCUUUUCUGCCUCCCGUUGAGGCUCCCGUGAGCUCCGUCUUAUCGCUUGCCCCGAUUAUUCAGUCUAGCUCAGUUGGCUUCUGCGUUCAGGCAGCUUGAACUCUGUCUUGGGACUGAAAGUCCACCUGUUUCCACU
Molecule: messenger RNA, 4249 nt
Organism: Cricetulus griseus (Chinese hamster)
Lineage: Eukaryota; Metazoa; Chordata; Mammalia; Rodentia; Cricetidae
Source: RefSeq, a predicted model, not a curated record